CAAGAGGCACGGCACGGGCACCUUCACGUUCCCGAACGGCGCCAAGUACGAAGGGCAAUGGUCGACCGACCGGCGGCACGGCCUCGGCAAGUGCGUGUACACGGACUCCGGCUCGUACGAAGGGGAGUGGGAGGACGACAAGAUGCACGGCAGGGGCUUGUAUUGCUACCCGAGCGGCGCCUUGUACGACGGCGAGUGGGCGGACGACAUGAAGCACGGCAUGGGCAGGUACGACUACCCAGACGGCGCCUCGUAUCACGGGGAGUGGGUGGACGACAAGAAGCACGGGAACGGCUCGUGCACCUACACCGACGGCGGCUCGUACGACGGGCAGUGGGCGAAGGGCAGGAUGCACGGCCAAGGCACGUACAAGUACCCAGACGGCACCUCGUACUGCGGUACGUUUGCGGAGGACAAGAAGCACGGCCAGGGCACGUACACAUACCUGGACGGCGCCUCUUACGACGGGGAGUGGGCGAGAGGAUGGAAGCACGGCCGGGGCAAGUGGACGCACGGGAAUGGCGCCUCGUACGAGGGGGAGUGGGCGGACGACCAGAAGCACGGCCAAGGUCUAGACUGCAGCCCCGACGGCAGCUCGUACGACGGGCGGUGGGACCACGGCAGCGUUCACGGCCAGGGCAAGCACGCCUCUCAGCUGCCCCGAUACGCCCCUGCUAAAAACGCAGCACGCACCGUGUUCAGAACGUCCGUGCUCACCUGCUGCGUGUUGGCUCGGCACGUGUUGGUCCACGUUGUGGCGCCCGCGUCGCGUCAGAUGUGCGGCUUCAGUCUACGUGUUGAGGUCCUUGUCCACCCGCUGCGUGCUGCGUGUUGCGUACUCGGGGCAGCCGAGGUACGCUUACCCGAGAGGCGGCAAGUACGACGGGGAAAUGGUGAAGGGCCAAAGGCACGGCCACGGCAAGUACAUCUUCCCAGACGGCGCCAGCUACGAGGGGGAGCCCCGGCAGAGGGAAGGCAAUCGCCACCACCAGGCAUCCACAGGUCCACCUCGUGCCAGCCCCUGGUCCUUGGCAUCGCUGGGCCGUGCGCAUGCUUCUCCUCGGCGGGGAGCAUCGAGGAACAUCUCGGAUCGUCGUGCGGACAAAUGAGCGCACGAAGCCGAAGCAUGCACGGGGGGACCCACGCCCGAGCCAUGGCGAGGGCCCCGACGGCCUUCUGGACACGCUAAGGGGCCUGGGCCCAGAGUGGACUCUCUGUGGCUCGAAGAAGAGCCCAGAGCGCAUAAGCAUCAGCUUUCGGAGCUCCGCGCGGAUCUCCGGGACUGGCGCUGGACACGCCCUUCCCAGGCGCGAGGGGGCGCGCCAUGGGCGGCGCCGCAGGUGCCGCCUGGGGCACCCGGCGCCGAUCCGAGGAAGCAGCGCGGGCCACCGGGAGCUGCUGCUUCUGCAGCGCUCUGCCCUCCCGGAGGAGGGGCCUGGCGGGGGUGGUGAGCGCCUCCGCCUCUCCCCCAGGAGUGGGCGGAAGACAUGAGGCACGGCCUGGACCUCCUCCACCAAACCCAGGAGGGGAGAAACGCACAGACACAGUUCAUCGUCGAUCCCCGGGGAGGAGGAGGAGGAGGAGUUGUGUGUCCCAGGGCCCCUUCACAAGCGUCCGCCCGGGGGUCGGCCCCCUGGCCCCCUCCAGGGGCCUGCCGUGCCGCGAUCGGCGGGCAGCGGGAGGCCGCGUGCGCGCGGCAGCCAGCAUUUGUGGGAGCCAUGCGGUGAUUUGCGCGUCUGCGCGCGCCCACGCGCAGAUACGCACGUGUGUGUGUGUAUGCAUGCGUGCAUCUAUGUGUGUAUAUGUGUACGUCUGU
This is a messenger RNA of Prorocentrum cordatum, 1816 nucleotides long. Lineage: Eukaryota; Dinophyceae; Prorocentrales; Prorocentraceae. The record is from the annotation of a GenBank genome assembly.